Molecule: messenger RNA, 1094 nt
Organism: Triticum urartu
Lineage: Eukaryota; Viridiplantae; Streptophyta; Magnoliopsida; Poales; Poaceae
Source: RefSeq, a predicted model, not a curated record
AUGGUUAUACCUUCGAAGCGUGCAAUUAGCUAUAAAAAAGGUCAUAGUUUUGAAAAAAAAUCGCAACGCCGCCGGCCGCCGGCCUCCGCCCUCACCCCCACAGCCGCCACAACCGGCGACUUUGCCUCUGACCGCCGCCCCCUCUCAUCCCCUCCUCUCGUGGCAGAUCGAGCGACAACCGCGGUGUGGGCGGGCGGCACUAACGCGCUGCUCUCGGCCGAGGAGCCGCUCCCGCCGGGCCAACCGCACCCGUCCGUCGCCUGCUCGCCUCCCGCGGCGUCUUCUCCGAGCACACAGACGACGGAGGUCGGAGGCGGUACACGCUUGUGCUGGCGUGGCCGUGGCUCCACAAGGACGUGCUCGACCCCGCCGGCGCCUAGCCCUUUUCGCGCGCACGCCGGCGUCCCCGCCUACGCCUACAACGGCCAGGACCGGGAGGCGAACGAGGUGAUGCCCGACGACGAACAUCUGCUCGAGGACAUCCUACUCGAGGAUGCUCCUCUUCGCCAACAUCUCCAACGCGUGAUCAACUCCCCGCAUAGACCCACGUCGAGGGAGGAGGAAGCAGAGGCUGGCAACAAGGAGCGGGUGUGGGUGCUCAUCCUCGCCGCUAACCACAAGUGCUGCGAGAAACUUUGGGCAGAAUUUGCUGCCUCCACUGCCUGGGAAUGAAUCUCAUAACUUCUAUUCUGAUGAGCACUAUCUGCCAACCUUAUUUAAUAUGGUUGAUCCAACCGGAGUCCCGAAUUGGUCAGUGACAUGUGUUGAUUGCUCUGAAGGAAAAUGACAUCCUAAAGUUUAUAGGGCUGUUGACACAAGCUUUGAACUGCUUAAAAGUAUAGCGGUGAGCUGAGCAUGCGUUGGAUGUAAAUUUUUAUUGCAUGUAUGACCAUGCGUUGGAUGUAUGAGUUGGAUAUCUUGAUCAUCUUCGGGGCCUGGAACGUCGGCGCCGGGCCCUGGAACCGGUCUCCCUCGCGGCCCAAGCGGUCGCCGCCGGAUCUGGGGCCCUCAACGGAAUCGGCCGCAGAUCCGAUGAUCCGCGACGGAUCCUACGGGUUCAGGUGCAGAUGGGUGGAGGAGCGGCGGCGGAGGGA